Messenger RNA from Portunus trituberculatus (swimming crab), 2256 nucleotides. RefSeq names its product zwei Ig domain protein zig-8-like. The transcript is spliced from 8 exons. Gene Ontology annotation, cellular component: neuron projection membrane. The record is from RefSeq and is a predicted model, not a curated record. The coding region runs from base 289 to 1197 and encodes 302 amino acids. Lineage: Eukaryota; Metazoa; Arthropoda; Malacostraca; Decapoda; Portunidae. Gene Ontology annotation, biological process: synapse organization.
CGUCGUGGGUGGAUGUGUGCGCGCUCUUGUCUCUCACUGCUCGCUCCUCGUAUAUUACAGUAAUAGUGUGUUUGCAACACCUGCCUGACUUCACUUCAAACUGCCUCUGUUCUUGAAUGAUCCGCGGCCAAUCCCACAUGGUUUAACAUAAGUGACCAGAAAAAAAUGAAGUGAAAAAUCGAAUUGUUGAGCUUGAACUCCAUAGAGUCUGAGUGUCGAGGUUCAAGGAUGUAAGGAGCGAGAGAUAGUGUCAUUGUCACCCAUCCGACCAGGACUCCUUCACUGAAGAUGAAAUCCCUGUGUGUACUACUCUUGGACGCCAUUCUGUUGGCCUCAUUCGUCGAGGAUUCAGAGACGGCGGGACGACACGCGGCCUGGUCCAAGCGACUCAAGAACGUGCUGGAGACUCACAGGUUCAAGACAGAAGGAGGUUCGUGGACGCCUGAUCCCAGUGACUUGCUGGGGGAAUACGAGGUUGAGCCGCCUGUACGAGACACCAACGCUUACUUCAUGACGGACAACAAUACCGUCGUGACCGUGCAAGUUGGAACCACCGCCGCCCUCCGCUGCCAAGUAUUUGACGUGGCCGAGCACGAGACGGUGUCGUGGAUAAGACGCCGCGACCACCACCUUAUCACAGUCGGGGCCAACACUUACUCCAACGACGAGAGGUUUCAAGUCACCUACUCCGAAAAGACACAGGACUGGACGCUGCACGUGCGCUACGCUCAACCACAUGACGCUGGGGUGUACGAGUGUCAGCUGUCCGCCCACCCGCCCAUCGGAGUCAUCACCACGCUAAAUGUCAUCGAAGCAGUGGCGGAAAUCGGAGGCGGUCCUGAGAGGUACGUGCAGAUCGGUAGCUCCGUCCAACUGACGUGUACCAUCAAACACUUCACUGAGCCACCGACCUACGUUUUCUGGUACCACGCUGAGCACAUGAUCAACUACGACUCCAACAAGAGGAUAACAGUGGUAAACCGCUUGGGCGAGAGUGAGCUGCGAAUUUCUCAGGUGACGAAGGCGGACAGUGGUAAUUACACCUGUCAGCCCGCCAACGCUCGCCCAGCCUUCGUCUCCCUCCACAUUAUCACAGGCGAGACGCCGGCAGCUAUGCAAAGGGCAAGCGCCACUGAGGUGCAGUACCGCCUCAGCAUUACUCUCCUGUCGUCCCUCCUGGCGCUGGUAGCAUUGUAAGUGCGUUUGCCCCACCUCACAGCUCCCUUGGUGCUGAAGAUCCCUCGGGCGGCUCUCAACGUACGCAACGUGCAACGCAUCUCCAUGUGCACGAAGAUGGUCGUGCUAAGUCAUAUCAGGUGGUGGCUGCUGUGACCUUGCACCGGCAGUGAAUCUGCGGUAGUGUUCGGGUAGUAGUGUGCAGCAGUGGUCAUUUAGCUGUGCGUGCCGGGAUCGAUCAAGUGGACCACCACCAAUGUGAUAGCAAUGAGAAUGGAAGACUUCAUAGCUGCCAGGAAAGCCCUUCAAAAACCAGGCAGCCGUCCGGUUCGUGUGUGAACUGCUUGUAGAGAGAGAGGCAAGACUGUACUACUUGCAGCUUGGACGCUCCACUCUCUUCUUGAGCUUCAUUCUAAAUGUUCGAUGUGUUGCUGUGAUGCGGCUGCGAGGCUGCACGGGACAGCCAUCCCAAUGUAUGUCACGGCUGACCCUAUUAAAUACGACUCUUGAUGAAAAGAGUGACAAGGGAAACUUUAUUAUUUUACUGUUUACAGCGAUGUUCGAUCCGCACGUUAAAUAUUUCCUCCUCUUGUCAUCAGUUUAUAUAUUUGGUGCCUGGAAGUGAUGCUUCCGGAUUUGUGCGACAUAGACGCUUCUUUCCGUCGAUGAAUGACCUGCGUCACUUGAACCUGACAUGCACUCCCUCACGCCGGGAAUCCAUGACGAACAAUAUAAUGAUGAUCAGCGGUUUGUAGUGGACGGCUAAAUAUUCUUUACCAUCGAAAACUGAUCGCUUUGUAGCUCGAGCUGAGGUUGCUAAUUUUUGAGGGAAGGUUCUUGUAUGAUGCUGUUUGACCGUAAGUGUUCCCCCGCAGCCUGAGUCAUUCAUCUCUACAGCAGGCGAAUGGCCAACAAAAUCCUCUCAAAUAGAAAGGUGACGAGUCGAGCAGUUGAUCACCGCAUACACUCACGCAUCGUGAAACAGCUGCAGAGGCCAGUGUUUGGAAGUGUCCCUUACAAGACUCCUGGCUUUUCUUUUUAUGUUUUAUUCACGUAGUAUUUCCACAAACCUCUCCAAAA